Danio aesculapii is the source of this 2454-nucleotide messenger RNA. RefSeq names its product acylglycerol kinase (gene agk). Gene Ontology annotation, molecular function: acylglycerol kinase activity; ceramide kinase activity; ATP-dependent diacylglycerol kinase activity. The transcript has 15 exons. NCBI's taxonomy places the organism in Eukaryota, Metazoa, Chordata, Actinopteri, Cypriniformes, Danionidae. The record is from RefSeq and is a predicted model, not a curated record. Gene Ontology annotation, biological process: protein insertion into mitochondrial inner membrane; ceramide biosynthetic process. Gene Ontology annotation, cellular component: mitochondrion; TIM22 mitochondrial import inner membrane insertion complex. The coding region runs from base 111 to 1379 and encodes 422 amino acids.
AUGCUUUGGGAGAUCAAUGGAAUGUCAACGGUGAAGAUCUCUAUUCAGUCCUCUUACUCAUUUUGACAUGCAAAUAUCGGAUAUAUAAAAAGCCCGUAUAUAUAAAAAUAAUGGCUCGGGUGGUGAAAGUGUUCCGGACUUUAAGAAAUCAUUGGAAAAAGUCCACAUUUGCGGUGUGUGUGCUCUCGUAUGGAGGACACUGGCUGUAUGGAAAGCACUGUGACAGUGUGUUGCGACGUGAAGCGUGUAUAGAGGCUAGGGCAUUUGGUCAACAGUUAAUUGGACCUCAGGAGAUUCUGAAGAAAGCCACAGUCAUUCUGAAUCCUGCUGCCUGUAAAGGGAAGGCCAAUCAGUUGUUUGAGAAGAAUGCAGCUCCCAUUUUACAUCUGGCUGGUGUGGAAGUUAAAAUUGUGAAGACUGAUUAUGAAGGCCAGGCAAAGAAGCUCAUGGAACUGAUGGAGCAAACUGAUAUGCUGAUCAUCGCUGGCGGUGAUGGGACAUUACAGGAGGUGGUAACUGGCCUACUUCGUAGAACAGAUGAGGAGAUCUUCAGUAAAAUACCAAUUGGUUUUAUCCCUCUGGGUUCCAGUAACUCUUUGAGCCAGAGUCUGCAUCUAGUCUCUGACAAUAAAGUACAGCACAUUACCUCAGCAACUCUUUCAAUAUUAAAAGGAGAAAUGGUUCCACUGGACGUUUUGCAGAUAAAGGGUGAGAAGGAGCAGCCAGUGUUUGCGCUGUUAGGAUUACGUUGGGGUGCAUUCAGAGAUGUAGCAACUUCUAUUAGCAAAUAUUGGUACCUUGGCCCCUUGAAGACGAGAGCAGCACAUUGGUUUAGUAGCCUUAAGCAGUGGCCACAGGUUCAUGUGGCUUCCCUAUCCUAUCUGGCUCCAGUACCUCGUCCACCUGACCUUCCAGAUGAAAUACCACAGCGACCCAACCUCCUCUACCGCAUCUACCGCAGACUCCAGAACUACUGGAACCCUCCUUUAGAAGAGCCACCAAAAGAGCCUGAGCCAGAGCGAUGGGAGAGCAAAGACAUUUCUACAUUGGAGCUCACCGUUCUAACACACAACAAAAACCCAGUCAGGAGGCGUGUGGAUGAUUCAUUGCUUAUCAGACUGGACCCAGAAUCCCUUACAGCUGGUCAGUUCAUCACUGAGGGGACUAAUAAAUCAGCCGAUCCCAUGGAGCCUAUAGAAAAUGCUGUACAGAUAGAAGCCAGUGCUGCACGUCUUGAACUCCCAGAGGAGGGUGCUGGCUUUUAUGACAUUGACAAUGAGGAGUAUGAGGCAAUGUCUGUGGAAGUACGACUGCUGCCAAGAAAACUGAGGUUCUUUUGCAGUGCAGAGCGCAGAGAGCAGCUUGCAGAGGCUCAGUGACGACAACAUUGUGAUGACUUAUAAGUGUGGAUUAAUUCUAAGAGACAUUUUCCAAAAGUACAAGAGGAAAAACUGGAUAACAUAUCAGCUACUCCAAAAAAAAAACAAAGGUCGUCUUUAUUGUGUAACUGACGACUUGUGUACUAUGAACUUUAAAAGCUUAGUUUACCCCUAAAUGAGUUCUGUCAUCAUUUACUUACACUCACGUUUUCAAAUGUAUACGAAAUGUAUGUCUUCAGAAAUGAAGAUAUUUGUUUCUGCAUCAAGUCCGUUCACCCAAAACUUGAACAUGUUUAUUUGAUUAUAGCUAAAGAGAUGCUAAGUUUUAAAAUAAAAUCUAAAGUGUUCUAAAGAGGCAUGAUCACUCUAUUAGAUUAACCUUAAAUUUAGGGUUAUAUUAACAUAAGCAUUGAGCUAUAAACAAGCAUGUUUAAAGCAUUCGAAUGUGAUCACAGAAGCGCAGUGAUGCUUGCUUGACAUGUGAGAACCAACGAGAUUUAUUCUUGUGUUUUACACUACACAUUUAUGUUUACUGAUGUCUACAUGUGAAUAAAAGAACUAUUUAUUUUGGGUCAACGAAAGUCUUUGGAAUUAUAUGAGGUGAGCAUAUGAUGAAACAAAUUGCAGUUUGGAAAGGUAAAAGUCUGGAAAUGGUGUCAAUUUAUCAGUAUGCAACAAUUUGUCUUGCUGUUUUGAACUUUUCUUACAAACUCUGGUUUACCUUAAGUCAAUGUUUUCCUUAAAGAGCUUAAUAUUACCUUGAUAAGCGCAAAAAUUCCUUUACAAGUGAUUUCUUACUAAGAAAGAAAGACAUACUCACAAUUUACUUACUUUCAAGUGGUUCAAAAGUGUUACUUUUUCUGUUGAACACAAAAGAAGAUACUUCAAAGAAUGUUGAAAGCUGGUAGCCAUUUCUUUUGUGUUCAACAAAAGAGAGAAACUCUGAUUUGGCUGAGAAAAUGAUGACAGAAUAUUUGUUUUUGGGUGAACUGCCCCUUUAAGAAACUCAAACCAGUUUAUUACGCUGUAAAAGUUUGACCAGUUGAGGACCAAUAAAAAAAGUCAUUAUCAUGUU